GCAAGUGUGUCCAUCAUGAGGAACAUCACGGUUUUUUUCGUGCUCUCGAUGCUAGGCAGAUUCUGUUUCCUAACAAUAGCAAGUAAAACUGCUUCGUUUAAUACAGCAAGAAAUAUCAGAAGCAUUUCUAGAAUGUCAAAAUUUGAUCUUCCUAAUCGUCUAAAGGGCAAUGAGAAAUCUGUCUGGGUGGAAUAUAUCCAACUUGCUCUGCAGUAUAAGCCGCUGAAUUUAGGCCAGGGAUUUCCCGACUAUUAUGCACCAGAUAAUGUAACCAAUGCUUUGGCUGCCACUGCUAAAAGUGAAAAUCCACUUUUACAACAGUAUACAAGAGGAUUUGGUCAUCCAAGAUUAGUGAAUGCAAUUGCAAAAUUUUACUCUAAGCUUAUUGAUCGUGACUUAGACCCAAACAAAGAAGUGUUAGUCACUGCUGGUGCAUAUGAAGCAUUAUAUGCUACUCUACAAGGCCAUACCAAUCCUGGAGAUGAGUGGAUUAUUAUUGAGCCCUUCUUUGACUGUUAUGUACCUAUGAUACAGAGUGCUGGGGGAAUUCCCAGAUAUAUAGCAUUAAAACCGAAAUCUACAUCGGGUACAGUCACUUCUGGUGAUUGGGUAUUUGAUAGGAAAGAAUUGGAAAGUCUUUUCAACAACAAAACAAAAGGCAUUGUUCUCAACACUCCGCAUAAUCCAAUAGGAAAGGUAUUUACAUUGGAUGAACUGCAGUUUAUUGCUAAUCUUGCGAAAAAAUGGAAUACUCUUGUGAUUUCUGAUGAGGUUUAUGAGCACAUUGUUUAUGAACCAUAUAAGCACAUAAGAAUUGCAACAUUGCCCGAUAUGUAUGAACGCACAAUCACGAUUGGAUCGGCGGGCAAAACGUUCAGCGUUACAGGCUGGAAAAUUGGUUGGGCAUACGGACCAGCAAGCUUGUUGUAUAAUCUACAAAUAGUUCAUCAGAAUUCUGUGUACACCUGUAGCACGCCAAUUCAGGAAGCUGUGGCUAUUGGAUUCGAAUUGGAAAUGGAACGCUAUGGGCAAUCGGAAUGCUAUUUUCAUAGUCUGGCAAAAGAGUUGUUACCGAAGCGCGACUACAUGGCGAAAUUUCUUCGGGAAGUCGGUAUGGUGCCGACGAUACCCGAAGGUGGAUAUUUUAUGCUCGCCAACUGGUCUGCUUUAGAGACUAAAGUAAAUCUGCACGAGGAAACAGAUGAGAAUAAGGACUACAGAUUUACCAAAUGGAUGACAAAGAAUGUUGGUCUUCAAGGUAUUCCUCCCUCGGCAUUUUAUGGUCCCGAACAUAAACAUCUGGCAGAGGACUAUGUGCGAUACUGCUUCAUAAAGAAGGACGAAAAUUUGAAGGCUGCUGCCGAUAUCUUGAAGAAAUGGGUGUCUAAAUAAUCGAAACUUUCGAAACUAUGUUUAUACACACAUAUAUACAUAUAAUAUAUGUGCCUAUGUGUGCAUAUUUGUAUAUUUACUUACCACUUAUACUUAUCUUGCAUUUUGCAUUGAUUUAAUAUUUUGAUUGAUAUGACUAAUUUAUUGGAAGCAAUUAGAAAAAUGCCAAUCGAGAUUUUUAUUCCUUGUGGAAGCAUUAUAAUUAAUAAUAAUAUCCUUUUAUCUUCG
Messenger RNA from Cataglyphis hispanica, 1620 nucleotides. RefSeq names its product kynurenine aminotransferase-like. The transcript has 8 exons. The coding region runs from base 16 to 1392 and encodes 458 amino acids. Gene Ontology annotation, molecular function: L-kynurenine:2-oxoglutarate transaminase activity; pyridoxal phosphate binding. The record is from RefSeq and is a predicted model, not a curated record. NCBI's taxonomy places the organism in Eukaryota, Metazoa, Arthropoda, Insecta, Hymenoptera, Formicidae. Gene Ontology annotation, biological process: biosynthetic process. Gene Ontology annotation, cellular component: cytoplasm; mitochondrion.